AUGGUGGAUUUUCUAGACCUAUGGACCAAAGAGCUGGCCAUCCUUGAACGACUGAAGCAUAUUGCAGGUGCCGCAACAGUUCUCAUCUACCGGAUCUAUGAGAUCCUGACGAAGUGCACGGUGCGAGCAAAUGCUCCCAUCAAGGAACUCAUGAACAUCCAGCACGAGCUUCCUCCCUUCAUGCGAGAUACCGCCUCCAAGCGCCUGAAAGAUCCGGAGAUCGCCCGCAUCGAGGACAACGUGGAACGCACCAUCGUCGCCAUUGAUGUCCUCGGUAGCUAUCACCAGGAGAGGCGUGCCAUGAAGGCCACGGAAGCUCCCGCACUGAUCCGUCAAGAGCGACGGCUGCGGUUGGGGCUGUCGCAGGCGCGCUUUGCGCUGAGAACGCGGCGAUGCUUCUGGGAGAGUGGCUUGGGUGGCUUGGGAGGUCCCAAGAUCACCAACCUGGAGAUCUUUCAAUGCCAAUUUUUGCGAUUGAUGGCUUGGGAGGUUGGCAGCUUUCAGCCGGUCCGUACCGUUCUGCGCCAUGGGAGCGACACCUGCUCGCCGUCGCAGAAGCGCCGCAGUCGCAGCAGUGCUGUGUGCACUGCCAUGCGCGCGGUUGGCGGAUGUUUGCUGGAAUGUACCGAGGCAUUUCCUGGUAACGAUCCGCAGUUCCAAUGCUCAAGGCCUGCUGAACUGGGAGAUGUCAAAGAUGGGACGAGGCCCCAGCGUCCCAGUGCCAAAACGCUGCCUGAGAAGCAAACGAUGAACUCCUGGCCUUCAGCAGAGUCGGCGGUGCUGAGGAGGGUGAGCGAGCCGAAACUCGCAAAGACAGACAGCCCGCAACGCUUAAAGGUGACUUGCUUGGACACAGAUGAGUUUGAGGAGCGGCCUGACGAUCUCGCCAGCAAUGAGUGGCAACGCAUGAAUGCGACCGGUGCCUUCAUUGGGCUUCGGUAUGCAUACAGUGAUUUUUGGAGGAAUUUGACUUUCGGAGUUUCACCAUCGAAGUAUCGCAUCAUCACAGGUCCUGGAGAUACGCAUGUUCAGGUCGCCCAAGCCGAUUCUGAAGAAGAGUGUCUUGAUUUGCUGAAAAAGCUCAAUUCCCUCAAUGCAGAAGAUGUCAUGGCUGCACAUUCUUCAGACAGAAAGGACAUGCUGCACCAACUUGUCGAGAGAGCUAAGAGCACACAUCAUGUGGCAGUUGCAAAUGAGCAUCAGGAAUUUCUCUCGACAGAAAUGCUGCAGAAGAUGUCCAAUCUUGAGAAUGAAAAUGCCUCGCUUAAACAAAAACUUGAAGAGGCGCAGAAAGCAGUCCGAACGAAAGAGGCUGAGAAGCAGGUUGCAAAGGAGUUGAACAAUGAGGCCAAGCCGGCAAAGUCACCGACUGAGGUCACCUAUAUGGAGAAUUGCCCAGACAAUUUGGGCCAGCCGAGUAGCACUUCUGGUGAUGCUUCUGGCUCUGAGUUGAGUGGGGCACUGCCAGAAAUUUCGGCCAAAGCACUCACUGCCAAGGCCUGCAUGAGCGAAGAUGCUGUGUCGCUACUCUUCCCGCAGUGUCAUGGACUAGCCCACACUAUGGAGCUCGGGGAGCUGGAGGGCAUGAGUUUUGAGCAAAGGGUGAUGCACGGCCCAUUCUGCUCUAGUGUGGCCAAGCAGUUUUGGCAGCUUGCAGCAGCUCCAUACGGAGCCAUUAGCUGCAAUCAUGUCGAGGUGGAGGGCAAACUUUGGGAAGUGAUUGCCCACAAUCCCUCCACAGAGAUUCUUGUCAUUGGCCGAAAGGAUCCAAAAACAUCCAUUUUGGAGGUUGGUUGUCGCGGAACAGUGACGGAAGAUGCCUAUGGCAACACAAGUUGGGCAAACUGGUCUCUGAAUUUAUGUGCACUUGCAGUUCCCUUGCGAGGUAUUGAUGGUGAAAACUUGACGGUGUCCGUGCACAAAGGCUUUCAGGAUGCUUACCUUGCCAUCAGUUCGUCCUUGAUCUCGUGGCUCGAGAAGUCGGCUGGAGACAAAGCCCUGGUUCGCAUCGCUGGUCAUUCCCUUAGUGCUGCUUUGGCAACUUUAUUUGCGGUGGACAUCAAGCAGCGCGGAUGGCAGAUUGACGGGGUUGUGACGUUUGGCAGCCCGAGGGUUGGCCAAAGCAGAUUCAGAUCCCUGUAUCAGGAAUUGGGUCUUCACCGUCUUACUGUGCGCUUUGCCAACAACUAUGACCCUGUGCCCUGGGUUCCUGCAGAAUCUUGGGGCUUCGUGCAUGUCGUGGAGGGAUAUGCUUUGGGUUUGCAGGCCCCUAACGGCAGCCCCCAUUCUAUGACAGGUAGUUCCACAUCGUACGUGCACACCUUGCAGGAUGCAGUUGAUGGCCGCGUAGUGCAACACAUCGUCCUGCGCGGGGUGAAUUUGAUCACCGAUAUGAACUGCAGGGAGUCUGCAUCGUCUAGCCUGGCGCUGCAAGUGAAGCAGGAGUUGAAGGUCGACAUCGCCCUGCUCCGGCAAGAUGUCUCCAAACUUGCCGAGGGCAUGCAGGCAGCCGUGCGAGAGCUCAAGAAUAAUGUGAGGCAGGUUCAUGACUGGAAGGAUGUUUUAGACAUGGAGACUCUGAUUGACAUUGUGAAGCACUACAAGGCAAAACUGCAGACAUGGCAGCAAGGUGUUCCUGGGUGGUUCGUGGACUACAAGAAGCGACUGAAGAGAAUCCUUGAAGCAGCAAAGUUGGAGUUGCAAGACGUGAGCUCACAGGUGGCACCGAAGUUCGUCGUACUGUAUCUGCAUGCUGCAUCCUUCCUCAUCGCUGCCAUGGGUCCCUCAGGAGCGUGCUCGAAAGACGUAGGGAAAGAAAUUGAAGACUUUGUUGCAGCGGCAAAGGAAGUGGUUUCGAAGUGUUUCCACUUGAACACGCCCCUGCUGCAUGAGAUCGUGCAACUUCUGCCGAUCACUCACGAUGUUUCCUCACUUGAGGAUGGGGAAGUCCACAUAAGUUUGCAGGGAGGGGUCUUGAAGCUUCGUGGCAGAAGCUGCCAGCUUGGAUCCCCUUUGUUUCAACUGAUGAAAUGGAGUCAAGACCGCAACGCGGACAUGCUGGAAUUGAUGCGAGUUAAUAACAGACGCAUCUGUGCAGCAGCUUGCCAGCGCAAUGCCGCAGAACCUGACCUCAUUGACUUUGAAUUUCGGGUGGUGCCGGUUAAUAACAGACGCAUCUGUGCAGCAGCUUGCCAGCGCAAUGCCGCAGAACCUGACUUCAUUGACUUUGGAUUUUGCAGGAUGCGAGUUAAUAACAGACGCAUCUGUGCAGCAGCUUGCCAGCGCAAUGCCGCAGAACCUGACCUCAUUGACUUUGAAUUUCGGGUGGUGCCGGUUAAUAACAGACGCAUCUUUGCAGCAGCUUGCCAGCGCAAUGCCGCAGAACCUGACUUCAUUGACUUUGAACUUCGUGUGGUGCCGGUUAAUAACUUAAUAACAGACGCAUCUUUGCAUCAGCUUGCCAGCGCAAUGCCGCAGAACCUGACUUCAUUGACUUUGGAUUUUGCAGAACCUGACUUCAUUGACUUUGAACUUCGUGUGGUGCUGGUUAAUAACAGACGCAUCUGUGCAUCAGCUUGCCAGCGCAAUGCCGCAGAACCUGACUUCAUUGACUUUGAGUUUCGGGUGGUGCCAGUUUAUAACAGACGCAUCUGUGCAGCAGCUUGCCAGCGCAAUGCCGCAGAACCUGACCUCAUUGACUUUGAAUGUCGGGUGGUGCCGGUUAAUAACAGACGCAUCUUUGCAGCAGCUUGCCAGCGCAAUGCCGCAGCCUUCUAUAUCAACACAGACCUGGACAGUGCGCGGCGCGAAGGGCUGGAAAUCACCUGCCUGCAGCUGGAGCUGGACUGCGAACGCGUGGUGCCACCGAAACUCAGCAGCCCAGAGGUGCAACGCUGUGUGGAGCAGACGCCCCUGCGAUCCUUCGAGUGUUCCCUGGUGCAUGCGCACAAGAAGAUCCUGGAGCGGAUCAGUCGUAGCUCCUCCAGGGCGUUGGUUUUGGAGGAUGAUGCACGAUUGAAUGGGCAGCUGGCUACUGAGGAGGCCAAGGAGUUUUUGGCUGCCACUUCUGGUGACUUUAUCAUGGCUGGCUGGUGUGAUCCAUCCUGUGCACAUGCGUAUUUGGUGUCACCCAUUGGGGCUUCCAUGCUACUGGAUAGAGGCUUUGCUCGGCCAAAGUUGCCGGCGGAUGCCAUGUUCCCAGCGUUUGAAGUGCAGGAUGUGCUGUUUCCAGAGAAGUGCCCUGGUGGAUAUCCCGGCGACAUGGGUCUAUUUUGCCAAGAUCGAUCAACGCCGCACUGCAAAUCCUACUCGUACUAUUGA
This is a messenger RNA of Cladocopium goreaui, 4320 nucleotides long. NCBI's taxonomy places the organism in Eukaryota, Dinophyceae, Suessiales, Symbiodiniaceae. The record is from the annotation of a GenBank genome assembly.